Messenger RNA from Hirundo rustica (Barn swallow), 1544 nucleotides. RefSeq names its product RAP1A, member of RAS oncogene family (gene RAP1A). The record is from RefSeq and is a predicted model, not a curated record. Gene Ontology annotation, molecular function: GTP binding; GTPase activity; GDP binding. Lineage: Eukaryota; Metazoa; Chordata; Aves; Passeriformes; Hirundinidae. Bases 228 to 782 code for a protein of 184 amino acids. Gene Ontology annotation, cellular component: plasma membrane. The transcript has 9 exons. Gene Ontology annotation, biological process: negative regulation of synaptic vesicle exocytosis; cellular response to cAMP; Rap protein signal transduction.
GGAGCGGAGCGGCGCCGCCGCCGCGCAGAGCAGCAGCGGCAGCGGCGGCAGCGGGCGAGCGCCGAGCGCCGAGCGCCGAGCCCGCGGCGGGGGAAGCGAGCGGCGGCCGGGGGCGGGCCCGGGGGCGGCGUUCCUUGUGGGGAGCCUGCACGAACCUUCAGUAGAGCUGCUAACACUGAUGAGAGAUCUUUUAUGCCAAGGUCGUCGCUCUCUGAACAGCCCGCACCAUGCGUGAGUACAAGCUGGUGGUCCUUGGUUCAGGAGGUGUGGGCAAGUCGGCUCUGACUGUACAGUUCGUUCAGGGAAUUUUUGUUGAAAAAUAUGACCCAACAAUAGAAGAUUCAUACAGAAAGCAAGUGGAAGUAGACUGUCAGCAGUGUAUGCUGGAGAUCCUCGACACAGCAGGGACAGAGCAAUUCACAGCCAUGAGGGACCUGUACAUGAAGAACGGGCAGGGGUUUGCACUAGUAUAUUCUAUAACAGCACAGUCCACGUUUAACGACCUACAGGACCUGAGGGAACAGAUUUUACGGGUUAAGGACACUGAAGAUGUUCCCAUGAUUCUGGUUGGCAAUAAAUGUGACCUGGAGGAAGAACGAGUCGUGGGCAAAGAGCAGGGGCAGAACUUAGCACGACAGUGGUGUAACUGUGCCUUUCUAGAGUCGUCUGCAAAGUCCAAAAUCAACGUAAACGAGAUCUUUUAUGACCUGGUCAGACAGAUAAACAGAAAAACACCAGUGGAAAAGAAGAAGCCUAAAAAGAAAUCAUGUCUGCUGCUUUAGACUCCCAUCAUGCAGCAGCUCUGAGCCAGAUUGCAGGAAUGAAGAACUGUUGCCUAAAUGGAAAGUGCCAGCAUUCCCAACUUCAAAACCUUAUGGAAAUGAGUAACAUAUCAGAAGAAGCUUCUCCUGUUUUUUAUAUACUACGGGAAGAAUUUAGAUCUGAACAAUGGUUUGCACACAGCCCCCAGAAAAAGCAGUUGCUCUGUGUAUAUCUCUUGGAAAUUUAAGCCAAUAUCCCUCCUCCUUUGCAAUAGCAAUUAACAGAUGUGAAAAUAAAUAUAAUUGACUCUAGCAUAUGAUUAUCCCAAGGAGCAUGGAUGCAUUUCAAAUGUUAGAGAUUGCUACUAUAAUUAAAAUUCAUAUUGACCAUGGUAUCAUAAUUUCUCCCCAUCAAGCACUAAAAAUGUUCCACUGUUAUAUUUUAUAUCUAUAACUAUAGAUAUAUAUUAUCCAAAAACUCCCUUUGAACUCACUGCAGCAAAUAACUUUUUGAGUCAUUGACUUCAUUUUAUAUUUAAAAGUUACGGAAUAUCAUUAUUUUCAUUCAGCCAUUGUAUUCUAAUUAAAAAUGUUUGUGCAUAAUGCUUUGGAAAAAUGGGUCUUUUAUAGGAAAAAAAAAACAAACUGGGAUAACUGAUUUCUAUGGCUUUAAAAGCAAAAAAUAUAUAAUAUACUAAACCAACUCUAAUAUUGCUUCUUGUGUUUUACUGUCACAGAUUAAAUUACAGCUUUUAUGAAUGAUUAAAUUUUAGUACAUUUUCA